Salarias fasciatus (jewelled blenny) is the source of this 1140-nucleotide messenger RNA. RefSeq names its product nectin-4-like. The record is from RefSeq and is a predicted model, not a curated record. The coding region runs from base 1 to 1140 and encodes 379 amino acids. Gene Ontology annotation, biological process: heterophilic cell-cell adhesion; homophilic cell-cell adhesion. Lineage: Eukaryota; Metazoa; Chordata; Actinopteri; Blenniiformes; Blenniidae. The transcript is spliced from 6 exons. Gene Ontology annotation, cellular component: adherens junction.
AUGGUGAUCGACUUCAGAAAGAAGAGUAAGCCUUCACAGCCACUGUGCAUGCUGGGAGAGGAUGUGGAGGAGGUGGAGGACUACAAGUACCUGGGCGUGAAAACACCAACGCUGUACAGGAAGAGGAUGAGCAGAAUCUACUUCCUCAGGAACCUGAGAUCCUUCAACAUGCGCAGCAAGAUGUUGGAGAUGUUCUACCAGUCUGUGGAGGCCAGUGUCUCAGUGACUGGUGGAAACCUGACCGUGGUGGAGGGACAUGAUGUUACUUUACCCUGCAAGAUGACUGAGCAGGAGAAGACACUCACUCAGAUAUCAUGGAGGAGGAAGACCAGAGGAAUGCCUGGGAAUCCUUUUUUUUUCACCAUUUCAGAAGAAAACGGUCAAAGUUUUGUCGAUGAUCCUGAUCCUCGAAUCAGUGUCAUUGGACAUUUUGCAGAGAGGGAUGGAACUCUACAAAUAUCCAAUGUUUCGUUAAAUGAUGAAGGAAGAUACAGGUGUAUUUUUUCUUUGUUUCCCAGUGGAACUUACAGUAAAAAAAUACCUCUACAAGUACAAGUCCCUCCAGCUACAAGCCUCAACUCCACCCUUCUUAUUUUGGGAAAUGAAGAAGUUCUUCUUGCCACCUGCACAGCUGCUGCCUCCCGGCCCGCUGCGCAGCUGCGGUGGAUCACUGGCGCUCUUGAGAAGAAUUUAAGGGAAACGACCAGCGUCACGGAGCACGAUAAUGGAACCACGACCACGGUGUCGUCGCUGUUUGGAGUGCCGAGGAGAGAAAUCAGCGGUCAUGAAGUGCAGUGUGUGGUCAGCAGCUCGGCCCUGGCAGAAGAACACCGCGAGGCUUUCACCUUACAGGUCUUCUUUCCCCCCAUGAACGUGACCAUCGUAGAAACGUCAGACGACACCCUUGAAUGUGUUUCUGAGGGAAACCCAGAGCCGAGCGUCAGGUGGACCAGAUCUGACAAGACUUUACCCGAGUCUGACUUCAGAGUUGAUGGUGGGAAGCUGACGUUUCUGCGAAAGGCUUCUGAACUGAAAGGCUUCUAUCAGUGUGAGGUUUCAAACCCAUACGGACAACAAAGCCAGCAGGUCUACUGGACUGUUGUUUCAGGUGAGGAUCCAGCCUCACACCAAGACUGCUAA